GGGGAGGAGCUGGGGCUUCCGCCUGGCCGCGGUGGGCGCGCUCACCCGCGUCUGAGGGGCGCCUUUCCUGUGCGGGUUCUCGCGCUCUGGUUAGUCCCAUGGAAGCGUAGUCCUCGAGACAGUUUUCUCGUUCCGUUUACCAAAGCGUCUUCCCUCUGGUAUACUAGCGCAGGUUUAGGGCGGUGACGCUGUGAAUGCCGCACUCGCGAGCCAGGCCCCGCCGGGACGCCGGCAGGGGCGCCGGGACAGCCGGACGGAACGAGCUGGUGUCGCGGUCCCUGCAGAGCGCAGAGCACUGCUUGGGCGCCCAGGACUUCGGCACCGCCUAUGCCCACUACCUCCUCGUGCUCAGCCUGGCGCCGGAGCUGAACGACGAUGUGAAGGAAACUUUUCAGUAUACACUCUUCAGAUGGGCUGAAGAGCUUGAUUCUCUCAAUCGAACACAAGACUUACUUGGUUGCUAUGAGCAAGCCUUGGAACUGUUUCCUGAUGAUGAAGUGAUUUGCAAUAGUAUGGGGGAGCAUCUCUUCAGGAUGGGAUUUAGAGAUGAAGCAGCUGGGUAUUUUCAUAAAGCAGUGAAGCUAAACCCUGAUUUCAAUGAUGCCAAGGAGAAUUUUUAUCGUGUUGCAAACUGGUUGGUGGAACGCUGGCACUUUAUUAUGCUUAAUGACACCAAAAGGAAUACGAUUUAUAAUGCAGCAAUUCAAAAGGCUGUUUGUUUGGGGUCUAAAAGUGUCUUGGACAUUGGAGCAGGAACUGGAAUAUUAAGCAUGUUUGCUAAAAAAGCUGGAGCGCACUCGGUGUAUGCCUGUGAGUUAUCCCAGACCAUGUAUGAACUUGCCUGUGAUGUAGUGGCAGCAAACAAGAUGGAAGCAGGGAUCAAACUCUUACAUAUGAAGUCACUUGACAUUGAAAUUCCAAAACACAUUCCUGAAAGAGUGUCCCUAGUUGUAACAGAAACUGUCGAUGCAGGUUUAUUUGGAGAAGGAAUUGUGGAGAGUUUGAUUCAUGCAUGGGAGCAUUUACUUUUGCAGCCAAAGACCAAAGCUGAAAAUGGUAAUUAUGAAAACUAUGGGAAAGUUAUACCAGCAAGUGCUGUUAUAUUUGGGAUGGCAGUAGAAUGUGCAGAGAUAAGAAGACAUCAUAGGGUGGGUAUUAAGGACAUUGCUGGGAUCUGUUUGCCAACAAAUGUGAAAUUUCAGAGUCUAGCUUAUUCUUCUGUAGAUACUGAAGAAACAAUUGAACCUUAUACAACUGAGAAGAUGAGUCGAGUCCCUGGGGGAUAUUUGGCUUUGACCGAGUGCUUUGAAAUUAUGACAGUAGAUUUCAACAAUCUUCAGGAAUUAAAAAGUCUUGCAACUAAAAAACCUGAUAAAAUUGGUGUUCCUGUUAUUAAAGAAGGCAUACUAGAUGCUAUUGUGGUUUGGUUUGUACUCCAGCUCGAUGAUGAACACAGUUUAUCCACAAGUCCUAGUGAGGAAACAUGUUGGGAACAGGCUGUCUACCCUGUACAUGAUCUUGCAGACUACUGGAUAAAGCCUGGAGACCAUGUGAUGAUGGAUGUGUCUUGUCAAGAUUAUUACUUAAGAAUCCAGAGCAUCAGUGUCUUUGGUUCGGAACAUGAAAUGGAUGUUGCGAAAAGUUUUACCAAGAAUAAAGACUUUCUCUCCUUAGGAAAUGAGGCUGAACUCUGUAGUGCCCUGGCUAACCUUCAGACCAGUCAACCAGAUGCUGUAGAGCAGACAUGUGUGUUGGAAUCCACAGAAAUUGCUUUGCUUAAUAACAUCCCAUAUCAUGAAGCCUUUAAAGUGGCAAUGAGGAAAGUGUUGUCUUCACUGACCCCAGAGAAACUGUGUCCGGCCAUGGAUACUCACUGUCAGAAUAAUGAGAUGAGCUGUGGAAGUGGACAGAAUAGUUCUGAACAGAGUGCUCCUGAACCUUUCUAUGUGUUAGAUGUGUCUGAAGGCUUCUCUAUUCUGCCUAUAAUUGCUGGCACACUUGGGCAGGUUAAACCUUACAGUUCUGUGGAGAAAGACCAGCAUCGUAUCACUCUGGACCUCAUAUCUGAAACCAAUCACUUUCCUAAAGAAACACUUGAGUUUUGGUUGAGACAUGUGGAAGAUGAAUCUGCUGUGUUGCAAAGGCCAAAAUCAGACAAGUUGUGGAGCAUAAUUAUAUUGGAUGUCAUUGAGCCAUCUGGGCUCAUUCAGCAGGAAAUAAUGGAAAAAGCUGCAAUAUCCAGAUGUUUGCUACAAUCUGGAGGCAAGAUCUUUCCUCAGUACGUGCUGAUGUUUGGGUUGCUUGUGGAAUCACAGACACUGGUAGAAGAGAGUGCUGUUCAAGGAACGGAACGAACUCUUGGAUUAAAUAUAGCACCUUUUAUUAACCAGUUUCAGGUACCUAUACGUGUGUUUUUGGACCUAUCCUCAUUGCCUUGUAUACCUUUAAGCAAGCCAGUGGAACUCUUAAGACUGGAUUUAAUGACUCCGUAUUUGAACACCUCUAACAGAGAAGUAAAGGUACAAAUUUGUAAAUCUGGACAAGUGACUGCCAUUCCAUUUUGGUAUCAUAUGUACCUUGAUGACGAGAUUAGGUUGGAUACUUCGAGUGAGACCUCCCACUGGAAACAAGCUGCAGUUGUUUUAGAUAAUCCCAUCCAGGUGGAAAUGGGAGAGGAGCUCAUACUCAACAUCCAGCACCACAAAAGCAAUGUCAGCAUCACAGUAAAGCAAUGAAGAGCAGUUUUCUAAUGAAAAACUGUUUAAGUAGAGCAGCAAGUACACGAUUCUUCUCCUCUGAAUUAGUGGGAUUGUAAUCAUAAAAUGGAGUAUAAAGAUUUAAUUCUUUGUAAUGGUCAAAUAUUUUUUUAAAUUGACAUAAAUAAAAUGUAUUUAAAAGAUCCUAAAUUAAGAGUAGCAUUAUUACAAAAAUAUUGCUGCAGGCUUCCUUUCUCAAAAAGGCUGCCGUUAAUUUUUCAAAUGAGUAAACUUUGUUAUUGCUUGGUUUUAACUUGCUAUAGAUCAAAUUUUGCUAAACACUUUUUUCUACACAUUAAAGCUAUAGAGAUAAGGGAUUUAGUCUCAUCUUCAUUGUCAUGUGUAAGUAAAGCAAAACUUAAUUUUUUAGGCAUUUUGGCUUUUUUUCUUAAAUCCAAACUUAAAAUUCAGAAACAUCAAAAUGUUGGCUUCCACUGAAGACAGAGAGUUAUGGUUACCUGUAAAUUCCAAGCUUGUGGCUUUUAAAUACUUGGCUACUUCUGAAACAGCUUCUCAGGUUUUGUUUUAUAAGAAUUUAAGUUAUAAGCUAAAUGUAAUUAUGAGAGUAAAAGAGGGACAAAAUAAAAUCUUCAGGAGGCAGCAUUUUUCCUGGUUUACUUUGGCAAAGAAAAAUUUAAAAGCUGAUAAAUUCAAGAAAGAGUUAAACCUAAACCAGUAUUUUUCAGUUUUGAUUUGGAUGCACAGUAAGAAAUAUAUAAUAAUUUGUCCAAUUUUUAAAAACUUGAAAUAGGGAGAUUAAUAAGGAAGAUUAUCAUGCCUUGUAUAUACUGUGUGCUCUUUGUAAGCCACAAAGAAAAUAAGAUGGACCUUCUCCCACACUGCCUAUUCUCAUUGCCUCUAAUGUUAUACUACCCAGCAUUACUUUCAAUAGAAAUGUUUAGUUGAUAACAGUGGACAGAAUAAAGACUGUACCUAAUUACUGUGAACCAGUAUAUAUAUGUGAAUAUGUGUGUGCAUAAAUAUAUAAAGCAAAGGAUUUGAAAAAUAAUAUUUAUCCUUGCUAUUUGCAACAUACUGUAUUUUAUUUUCAGUAUAAAAUGUUAAACAUGACCCAAUGGGUUGUGAUUAGCAAUUAGAGAAACUCCAUUCUAAGUAAUAAAUUUCUCCCAAAUAGCACCUACACAUCUUCUGACUGGUUUAAUGAAUAAUUAAUUAAGACUAUUCAGCUUACAGGCUGGCCCUGUGGCCUAGUGGUUAAGUUCGGAGUGCUCCGUUUCGGCAGCCUGUGUUUGGUUCCUGGGUGUGGACCUUUACCACUUGUUGGCGGCCAUGCUGUGGUGGCAACCCACGUACAAAAUAGAGGAAUAUUGACAAAAUAGAGGAAUAUUG
Molecule: messenger RNA, 4106 nt
Organism: Diceros bicornis minor
Lineage: Eukaryota; Metazoa; Chordata; Mammalia; Perissodactyla; Rhinocerotidae
Gene: PRMT9
Product: protein arginine methyltransferase 9
Exons: 12
Coding region: 195-2735 (846 amino acids)
Biological process (GO): peptidyl-arginine methylation
Molecular function (GO): protein binding; protein-arginine omega-N monomethyltransferase activity
Source: RefSeq, a predicted model, not a curated record